This is a messenger RNA of Zophobas morio, 2206 nucleotides long. RefSeq names its product leupaxin. Gene Ontology annotation, cellular component: Z disc; stress fiber; adherens junction. Gene Ontology annotation, molecular function: muscle alpha-actinin binding; actin binding. Bases 259 to 1806 code for a protein of 515 amino acids. The transcript has 8 exons. NCBI's taxonomy places the organism in Eukaryota, Metazoa, Arthropoda, Insecta, Coleoptera, Tenebrionidae. The record is from RefSeq and is a predicted model, not a curated record. Gene Ontology annotation, biological process: muscle structure development; actin cytoskeleton organization; heart development.
CAGCGCUGCAGCUCUAUAGCUCGAUUUUUUUUAAUUUCCGUUUUCCUCAACUUUAUCUCUUGUAACUUGUUGAGAGCCACUCCUCGCGUUGUUUACUUCUUUGAAGGUUGUCUACCCUGCCGUCUGGAAUUUCGCUCUUUGACGUUUGUGGGUUGUGAGAAAAUGCCUAAAUAAGGGCAUUUAUCGAAAGUGUUGAUAGUUCGUGAUGUAGUUUGCAAAUUCUGAAAAGAAUACUCGUGCAACUGGCAGCUCGUUAUCAUGGAUGACUUAGAUGCUCUCUUGGCCGAUCUUCAAAACACGGUCUCUCCGGGGAGUGUUAGCGGAGGUAGCUCAGGAUACGGCUCUUUGAACACGUCUCGAACCACAAGACAGUCUCCGAGCUGUGAAAGCCCUGCACCGAAAGUCGACUCCUACAGUGUCAGAUCCGGCACCUAUGGUAAAACCCAGCCGCCUUCCGGCCCCCGAAGUCCCGGAUACGGCCAACAUGGCGGCGUCGGUUACGGUUCCGGCCAGACACCGACCGAAAAGCGCACUGUCAAUAACAACUUAUCCGAGCUAGAUAUUCUGUUGCAAGAUUUGAGCAACCCCAGAUACGCCACUACGUCAGAAAACGGCAUGAACGGUACUUUGAACGGUGGUACUUACAACGGCUCCGGUGGCCUGAGCCCUGCCACCCAUUCCCGGCCCUCCAGCGCCCAGAGCACCCUAAACCGGCGCACCGUCGACAGUCUCUUGGAGGAAUUAAAUUCAGGCGAUGUGAUAUACACCGGCCCGAAAAAGGUCACCAUAACGGUUAAAGAAACCAAAACCGAAACGGGCUAUCCCGGUGAAACCGAAUUGAUUUCGUCUCAUGUCACCACUUCGACGGCACCCGCAGCCUCUUCGGCUACGAGGGAACUCGACUACUUGAUGGCGAGUCUGUCAGGAAUUAAGGUGAACCAGGGCCAGCCCCAGCACCAGACCGUCACCGAUUCUCAGUACGCGCGUCCCACCAAGGCCACGCAGAGCAGCGCCGCCCCCAAGCAGAACCUUGAUUCUAUGCUUGGCAACUUACAAGCAGACAUGAGUAGACAAGGAGUCAACACGAGCCAGAAGGGUUGCUGCAGCGCCUGCGACAAACCGAUUGUGGGCCAGGUCAUAACCGCGUUGGGCAAGACGUGGCACCCGGAGCACUUCACCUGCGCCCAUUGCACCCAGGAGCUUGGAACGAGGAACUUCUUCGAGAGGGACGGAAAGCCCUACUGCGAGCCAGAUUACCACAACCUAUUCAGCCCUAGGUGCGCGUACUGCAACGGGCCCAUUCUGGACAAAUGCGUUACCGCGCUAGAGAAGACCUGGCACAUGGAGCACUUCUUCUGCGCCCAAUGCGGCAAACAGUUCGGGGAGGAGGGGUUCCACGAGAGGGAGGGGAAGCCCUAUUGCAGGGACGACUAUUUCGAUAUGUUUGCCCCCAAGUGCGGGGCUUGCAAUAGGGCGAUCAUGGAGAACUAUAUUUCAGCCUUGAAUGCACAGUGGCACCCUGAUUGUUUCGUUUGCAGGGACUGCCGCCAACCCUUCAUAGGCGGCUCUUUCUUCGACCACGAAGGACAGCCCUACUGCGAAACCCACUACCACCUAAAACGUGGCUCUCUUUGUGCCGGUUGCCAUAAGCCCAUUUCCGGAAGAUGCAUCACCGCCAUGUUUAGAAAAUUCCAUCCCGAGCAUUUCGUUUGUGCUUUUUGCUUGAAGCAGUUAAAUAAAGGCACCUUUAAGGAACAAAACGAUAAGCCAUAUUGCCAUACGUGUUUUGAUAAGCUUUUUGGUUAAUUAUUUUUUCUGCACUUUUAUUCUUUUUUGCUAGAGGUGGAAGCUUCCUCUGAUAUUAUACCAAGACGUUGUGGAGGAAUUCUAUUUAGCAUAUUCAAAUAUCUAAAUGUUUUACAUAACUCUAGUAGGUUUGCUUAAUCAAUUAACUUAAGAUUUAAAAAAUAUUUUAUUGCUUUAUUUUCUUAUUCAACUUUUGAUUUUAUUUUACAGAGAACACGUAUGAGGUUAUGAUGCACUUGUUGUAUUUUGCAUUUUUGAAAAUUUACAAGUUGCCAUUUUAUUUUUUAUACUUUAAUAAUUUUUAUUGGUUGUUAAUUCGUACUGUAAUUAUUUUAUAACAAGAGAACUAAUUUUAGAAUAUUGUAAUAUUUAAUGUGUGAAAUAAAGUGAUCAAAGAAUA